Molecule: messenger RNA, 1854 nt
Organism: Gigantopelta aegis
Lineage: Eukaryota; Metazoa; Mollusca; Gastropoda; Neomphalida; Peltospiridae
Product: BTB/POZ domain-containing protein 6-B-like
Exons: 2
Coding region: 15-1082 (355 amino acids)
Molecular function (GO): protein binding
Source: RefSeq, a predicted model, not a curated record
AAGGAGGUCUCGGAAUGACGUCACAACAAAAGAAAAGAAAGUCGCCACGAAGAGGAAACAAAUAUUUAGCAGUAAACGAUGAUUGGCAGACUCGAAAAUCUCUAGCAGAAACCAACCUGUACAUGCUAGACAACAAGAUUGUUUGUGACGUCACGUUCCGUGUUGGCACAACAAGGGAGAUCAUUCAAGCUCACAAGUUCAUGCUGAUCAGCCGUAGUCACGUGUUUGCCGCCAUGUUCACUGGUCCAAUGGCUGAAAUGGGCGAGGUGGAUAUCCCGGGUGUUGGCGUCGAAAUUUUUAAUCUAUUUCUCAGGUUUGUGUACACGGAUGACGUCACAGUUGACUCUGAUAACAUCAUGCAUCUACUGUACCUGGCCAAAAAGUACAGCACAGGAAAGCUGGAAGAUCUUUGCCUUAAGUUUUUAGAAACAUCAUUAACAGCUGAGAACGUUUGCACUAUUCUGGAACAAGCCAAUUUCUUCAACGAAGAUGAGCUACAUAACAAGUCUAUGACGUAUAUCUUAGAAAACGGAAAGUCGACUUUGGAGUCACGUGAUUUUCUGAAGUUAUCACAGAAGUCUGUACUGGAUGUUGUGAAGUCUGAUGACCUCCAAGCAGACGAGAAAGAAGUAUUCCAGGCUGCCUAUGAGUGGGCCAAGCACCAGUGUGAGCAGAAACACGUGGCCAUCAAUACGGAGACUUUACGAACACAACUUGGAGACAUCGUCCAGCAGAUCCGCUUCCCUCUUCUGGACAGAGAGUUCUUUGUUCAGACGGUUCACCCGAGCGGCAUGCUGACAGCUGAGGAACAGUUGGUGUUUCACAACCAUGCUACAUGUAACACUCUUCCUGUGGCGCCAUUUUCUGAAAAAUCACGAAACAAAAACACCAAAGCCAAUGCUUCAUUUGUUUGUACGUCCUGUCAUAAUACUAAUCAGGACAAUUCCUGGAAGUGUAUCUACUGCAACGUAUGUAGAUACUGUAGACGUAAUAGUUCAGAAACCUAUAUACAAAAUCAAACUUAUGGUCCAGUGUGCUCUUUUCAGCCUACAAGCAGCUGUCCGUACUGUGGCCAUGAUUAAGUAUGCUUUCAACCUGGAUCUUCUCAUCACAUCUGCUAUCUGUAAAUGUUUAAGGCUCUUGAGGUUUGGACUGAAUGUUUUACACAUAAUGUGUUGUGUUGUACUCUUAAGUGUAUACACCUAUUUAAACAGCAUAGGAACUGUUGAUAUCAGUGAACUGUAAACAACAUAAUAAAAACUUGUAUGUAGUAUUGACGUAUUACUCUUAAAUUUAUUCAUUUGUUCUACGACACAGAUGAACUGUUGGUAUCAGUGAAGUGCAGAUUAAUAAUACAAACUUACGUUGUGUGUGGUAUUGGCGUAUUACUCGUAACUGUAUUAAUAUGUUUAAUUAGACAGUUGGGGAACUGUUAGUGUCAGUAAACUAUAGAUUAAAUAAUAAAAAACCUGUGUUGUGUGUGAUAUUGGCGUAUUACUCUUAACUGUAUAGACUUGUUGUACGAUACCAGAGGAACUGUUGGUAUCAGUGAAAUGUGGACUUAAUAAUAAAAACGUGUGUUAUGUGUAGUAUUGGUGUAUCACUCUUAACUAUAUAUACUUGUUGUACGAUACCAGAAUUAACAAAAUUGUCUUUCCAGGAACCUGAUCCCACCUAGAAAAAGGGCUGACUCUCAUUGUUGUUGUUGUUUGUUUGUUUGUUUUUUGUGUUUUUUUCAACAAUAUUGUUUUUUUGUGUUGGGUUGGGGGGGUUUCCCGAUUUUUUUUUAUUUAGGCGAAGAGAGUAGAAAUAUGGUUUUAAAUAUUAUUAAUUAUAUUUUUUUAGAAACCAAAC